This is a messenger RNA of Ictalurus furcatus (blue catfish), 2972 nucleotides long. Its product is annotated as protein mono-ADP-ribosyltransferase PARP12-like. NCBI's taxonomy places the organism in Eukaryota, Metazoa, Chordata, Actinopteri, Siluriformes, Ictaluridae. The record is from RefSeq and is a predicted model, not a curated record. The coding region runs from base 226 to 1893 and encodes 555 amino acids. The transcript has 11 exons. Gene Ontology annotation, molecular function: NAD+ poly-ADP-ribosyltransferase activity; metal ion binding.
AUUCAAGGUUAGUGUGUGUGUGAGGUGUGGUUUGACAUACCACAGCAAGUGCCAUGUUAUAAUAAAAAUGUUGUCUAUCUAGUAGUUUGUCAAUCAUCCAGCUGAGUUUUUAAAGGGCACACACACACACACACACACACACACACACACACACACACACACACACACACACACACACACACACACACAAACGCCUGCAAUUUCUACAAUAACUUUCUAUUGUUUAUGCUUAUGAAUCAAAAACUCUUCCCUAGUGACAAGUGCAGAAUGUCCCAUGACGUGAAGUCUAUUCAUAACACGUCACUCUUGAAAAAAGAGUGUCUACAAGAUCUUAAGGAAAAAGAAUUAUUUCAACUCCUGCUACAGAAUGACUCAUCACUGCUGCCUGAGGUAUGCCCCCACUACAAUAAAGGAAAUGGAGAACAUGGCAGCUGUAAGUAUCCAACGUCCUGCACCAACCUGCAUGUCUGCCAGCACUUCCUGCAGGAUAACUGUAAAUUUGGCACUGCAUGCAAACGGGCUCAUAACUUUGAUACAAACAGCAUGAAGAUCCUUAGUCACAGGCUUGGCGAAGAUGAAAUUCAUGGCUUCCUUAAAACCUACAAGAACAGCUUUCUCAUUUCCUGUUACAAAGGCAAACCAGCUCAGAGAGUAGAAACAGUUAAACCAGCACCGAGCACCAAGCAGCCAAACAGCAGAGCAGUGUGUGAGGCCGACUCUGAUGAAAUCUGCCUCUUCUACAUACGCAGAGGAUGUACUUUCAAAGAGAAAUGUUCCCGUGUACAUCAUCAUCUGCCUUAUAAAUGGCAGUAUUUAAACAGUGGAACCUGGAAAGACUUCUCAAAUGGAGAGGAUAUUGAGAGGGCCUACUGUAAUCCAAAUAAUGACAGGAGUAUCGGGUUUACACAGGUGGACUUCGAAUCUAUGACAUAUGACCGGAUGCAGGUUCGUCGUCUAUCCACAGCAACCUCUGUUAACAAACCACCUCACUUUAUCCUGACCACUAACUGGCUUUGGUACUGGAAGGAUGAAAAGGGAAGAUGGAUUGAAUAUGGCUGUGGGGAGGAUGCAAAGCGUAAGGCUUUGAUUACAUCAAAAUGCCUGGAAGAGGUUUACCUCAAAGAUCCUAAUGAUAAACUACCAUUCAGAUCUGAGAGUCAUGAGUAUAUUCUUAACUUCAAAGAAAUGUAUCAGCAAAACAUUAAGCACAAGACAAUACGAUACAUUCGGAGGAGGCCUAGAUUUGUGUCUGCUGAAGAGGUUCAGAGGAAAGUAAAAAGUGACAGCUGCAGUUCGUCCCCGACAAAUGUCCCUGAUUAUUGGGACAAAGAAGCCCUUCCCGAAUUCACCUACAAGCUUAUAACACUUUCAAAGGGUACAGACGAGUACCGAAAGGUGGAGUCAAUUUUUAAUGCUACGAUGCCUAGUAGCAGAAUUUCCAACAUGCAGAGACUGCAGAAUCCUUCUCUGUGGAAGGUCUUUCAGUGGCAGAAAGAACAGAUGGUGGAGAGGAAUGGAGGAGGAGAUGUAUAUGAGCGUUAUCUCUUCCAUGGCACAGAUCCAGCUCUAAAAGAUGCUAUUUGUGAGCAGAACUUUGAUUGGAGGGUCUGUGGUAAACAUGGAACAUCUUAUGGGAAAGGAAGUUACUUUGCCAGAGAUGCCAAGUACUCAGAUAAAUACACUAAAUCCAAAUGCGGCCUGAAGAUGAUGUUUGUUGCGCUUGUCCUUGUUGGAGAAUUCAUCAAAGGAUCCAGCUGUUUGGCUCGGCCUCCACAGAAGAAACACAAGCCGGGUUUUUAUGAUAGCUGUGUGGACAAGGAAACUGACCCUAGUAUUUUUGUCAUCUUUGAGAAGUACCAGAUCUAUCCUGAGUACAUCAUUGAAUACUCUUAAGGAGCUGACAUAAUGGCACCUGAUGGCAAUAUCUACCAGACACAUUAGUGUCCUUCAAUGCUGAUAAUCUGUUUAAAUCACUCUAAACUUUAUAAAAUGUGACCUUUCCCUAAAUCCUUUUGUGGGAAUUAGGUUUGAUUGAGCAGUCUGAAAACGAUCACUGCCACGUUCUUUUAAGAAACGAGGAGCUGAAAAUCUCACUGGAAAUCUUACAUUAUUAUUGAACACAUGAUAAUGGCAUAACUGUGUCUAUUGAGUACACAGUCUAUGAGUUUCCAAUAUGAAAAGGUAGGGGUCGGGAGGGUUUCCAGUGUAAUGGUUCUAAACAGUGUUCUGUUUUCUAAUGACAUGUUUGCUGUCGUGGUUGUUAUUGUUGUCUGCUACCUUUUAUGGCCUUCAAAGUUAUUGAAGACUUUAAUAACUGAUACUCAUAUAUAUAUAUAUAUAUUGCAUUGGGUUCUGAAGGUUUGGGAUUUCAAAAUCCUCUUUAUUAUAUUAUUAUACUUAAAGCAUCACUAAGUACAUUGUUUUCCAUUCACAUAUACAAAUGUAGCAUGAUGGUGUAAUCAUGGGGAAACAUUUAAUUUUAUGGCAUCUUGAAUGAUAAAAAUGUGAGAUUUUGUGUUAGCUUUAGUAAAUCAAGCUCACAUUAGGAUGCUUCAGCAACCGAGGCCCGUGUAGCUACACAGAGCAUCUUAGUUAUAUUCUAUUAUGCUAGUGCACAAAUUUGUGUCGGUUCUGCGAGUGAAGAACAAAAGGUCUUUGAUGGAUAAUUAUGGGUAUGUUUAGAUAUAUAUUAAAAUGACAAAAUAUGCACCAUUGGCAUAUGAGUCAGUGUGUCCUUUUCAUUUUUUUGCAUUUCUUUUUGCCACAGAAAUAAGUGUCCGGCUUUAGAUUUUGUCUCCCGAGUGUGGUGCAAUCAGCUAUGAUCUGUUAUUUGAGAAGAGUUGGUACCUUAUAAAGUCACAGAGUGGUGAUGCAGGAUAUAUUGUGUAACAGUUACAAAGCUUUACAUGUAUAAAGAAAGAUUUUUUUUAGAGGAUGCAGUUUGGAUAUGUUGUCUCUACUCCACUACUAGA